Messenger RNA from Daucus carota subsp. sativus, 647 nucleotides. Its product is annotated as cytochrome b-c1 complex subunit 6-1, mitochondrial-like. The transcript has 5 exons. Gene Ontology annotation, biological process: mitochondrial electron transport, ubiquinol to cytochrome c. The record is from RefSeq and is a predicted model, not a curated record. Bases 181 to 390 code for a protein of 69 amino acids. NCBI's taxonomy places the organism in Eukaryota, Viridiplantae, Streptophyta, Magnoliopsida, Apiales, Apiaceae.
AAACAAGUUCUGAAAACACCGAAACUCUUGCAUUUUUCAGUUUCUCCUCCCAUCCAAAGUCCGGUAUCAUUUUCUUUUCUUCAAAUACUUCCUACGAGACUGUCCAGUACUAAUACGAAAAAGGCUUGCUGAACCAGAAAUUCUACAAGCUUUCUGGACUCGCAAAUAAUUAGCACUCCUAUGGCGGACGAUGAAGUUGUUGAUCAAAAGAAGCAUCUUGAAGAGUUUUGCAAGUCUAGGUGUGUAAAGCCUUUAGUCGAAUAUCAGGCUUGUAUAAAAAGGAUUCAGGGGGAUACAACUGGGGAAAAGCACUGCACUGGCCAAUACUUAGACUACUGGCAUUGUGUUGAUAAAUGCGUUGCACCAAAGCUGUUCAUGGAACUCAAAUGACGAAGGUCACAGAGGCUGCUGCUCCAUUACUACGAUAUAUUUUCUUAAACUCUAGGAAUAACAGGCAGAGAUGACAUUAGUUGCAUUCUUCAGAAAUAGCUAUAUGGUUGCAGACCCAUUUAUUAAAGUAAAAAACAAUGACAAUCAUUUACUUGUUUUUAUGAAUAAGUUUUGACAGUUGAGCAUCCUAAGUGAUAAUAAAGGCUGCCCUGUUAUUUUUGUUUGCUAAUUUGGAUAAAGGUUGAUGUUUCUUGCUC